AUGAGGGUCUCCGCAAUUCUUGUACUCACUGUGAUGGCGUUCCAGGCCAACGCCUUGGGGGACAAGCAAACCACGAACCAGGAAGUCACGCAAACAGGUGGUGAAGGUGGCUCCGGAGGCGAUAUUAACCUGGAUGGUGGCAACGGCGGCGAUGGUCCUACCAGCACCGGUGGCGACGGCGGCGACGGCGGUGACGCCUCUGGCGGACAAGGCACCGACUUCAACCUGACCAACCAACACACCACCCAGGGCGGCGCUGGCGGCACCAACAGCAACGGACAGGCCACGGAAUGCAACGGCAGCUGUGUGACCUAUGUCACCCAGUCGUCUGUGGGCGCCAACGGCGGCGCGGCCGCAGACUACAGCAACGUCCAGCUGCAAGGCCCCAUCGCCAACACCGACUCGAGCGGCGGAAGCUCUGUCGGCGGUAAUGGUGGCGAAAGCAAUGCUGAGGGAGACGGCGGGGCGGGCAGCCAGAAUGCGGAAAGCACGGGAGGGGAUGGAGGGGAUGGGAAUCAGGGUGGCACAAACGAAGGGGGUUCCAACGAGAACUCGAACUCGUUCUCGGCUGAGCUCCCGGUGAAGUUCCCGUUUACUCGCCGAUACCAGCCAGGCGCGUACGAGGCGCGCAACGCGGGCAUUUGA
This is a messenger RNA of Diaporthe batatas, 645 nucleotides long. RefSeq lists its product as uncharacterized. Bases 1 to 645 code for a protein of 214 amino acids. The transcript is spliced from 3 exons. The record is from RefSeq and is a predicted model, not a curated record. Lineage: Eukaryota; Fungi; Ascomycota; Sordariomycetes; Diaporthales; Diaporthaceae.